AUGGCUGCAGAUACUGCGUCUAAUCCUCGAAGCUCGGCCGAUCUCGAGGCGGCCAAAAAGGAAGAGGGUGUUACUACUGAGGAGCGCCAUGUCCCGACCAAUACGGAUAUUUUGGCUGAGACCUGGUCUCGGAGGGCCCUGAUCGUCGCCUUUACGGGUCUGUUUGCUACUACCUUUAUCACCUCAUUCCUCAAGUAUGCGACCAAGGUGUAUGAUGCCUACGCCACGUCCGAGUUCAAGAAGCACUCUGCUUUGACCACCGCCAAUGUCGUCUUUGGCCGUGCUGAGGGUCUCACCUUUUCCAUCCUCUUCCUUGUCCUCUCGCAGGUCAUGUACGCCGCCUGCCAGAAUAUUGCCACCUACAUUAUACAGGCUGGAGGAAUCUUCGAGUCUAUUGGCGACACUGGAUACGUCAUCAUGCAACAAGUCUUCAUCGCCGACACAACCAGCCUGAUCAACCGAGGUUUCUGGACAUCUCUCCCCGAAUCCGUCGCCUCAAUCCCAACUCUGUACCUCGGAUCUAUUGUCGCCGAUAGCGUUCUCAAGCACUCGACCUGGCGAUGGGGAUAUGGAAUGUGGGCUAUUAUCCUCCCCUUCUGCGCUGCGCCCCUCAUCAUCACCCUGUACAUUCUUCAACGCAAGGCUCGCAAGAAUGGUUAUCGCCGUGAAGGUGCUUGGGAUGCUGCCGACAAGUCUCAGCCUCUUGGAAAGCGUCUCAUCAACCUCUUCUGGGUUGAUCUCGAUAUCCUCGGUGCCCUGCUCCUGGUCGUCGGUCUCGGUCUCACCCUGAUUCCUCUCUCCCUUACCGGCGCCAAGCGGAGCGACCGAUGGGACCAAGGGGGAUACAUUGCCAUGCUGGUUAUCGGAGUCGUUGUCGUCGCCGUCUUUUUCGUCUGGGACGCCAAGUUCGCCAAGGAACCCUUCGUGCCUUUCCGUAUGAUCAAGGAGCGAACCGUCAUUGCGGCUUGCAUCCUCUCCAUGCUCGACUUCUUCCACUACUCUUGUUUCACCAUCUUCUUCCCCAGCUAUCUCCAGGUUGCCGGUGGAUUCAGCCCAGGCCACUCCACUCGUAUCGAUAAUGCCCUCCGAGUUGCUUUCCAGAUCGCUUCGGUGCUCGUCGGUGUCCUCAUGAAGUACAGCAAGCGCACUCAGAUCUUUAUCUUUAUCGGAGUUCCUCUCGUUGUCCUCGGCCAGGGUCUUCAGAUCUACUUUGUCAACAAGAACGGAGGAAGUGCCAACGAAGCCUCCUUCAUCACCGCCAAGACCCUCGUCGGUGUCGGCCGUGCCUUCUAUCAGACUGCCGCUCAGGUCUCCAUCCAGGCUCUCGUCGCUAGGCGGGAUGUUCCUGUUGUCACUGGCGUUUACUACGCCUCCAUGAACCUUGGUGGUGCCAUCGGUACCAGUGUGAGCGGUGCCAUCUGGAACAAUAUGCUCCCCAAGAAGCUCGUCAAAUACCUCCCCGAGAACGCCAAGGCCAAGGCCAUGCCCAUCUACAAGUCCAUCGUCGCCGCCCAAAAGUUCGCCAAGGGCACUCCCGUCCGCGCCGCCAUCGACAAGUCAUAUUGCGAGACCCAGCAACUCCUCGCCAUUGCGGCCACAGCUGCCCUCGCGCCUAUGCUCAUCGUCAUGUUCUUCCUCAAGACUAUCGAUCUUACCAAGGUGGAUGAUGCCAAGCUUGAUGAGAACAAAUCUACUGAUGGUGAGAUUGAGCCUCCUAUGGAGAAGAACGUCCAGCAGACUAUCAGGGCUGAGGUACAUUGA
This is a messenger RNA of Fusarium vanettenii 77-13-4, 1761 nucleotides long. RefSeq lists its product as uncharacterized. Gene Ontology annotation, biological process: siderophore transmembrane transport. Bases 1 to 1761 code for a protein of 586 amino acids. The transcript is spliced from 6 exons. Gene Ontology annotation, molecular function: siderophore-iron transmembrane transporter activity. The record is from RefSeq and is a predicted model, not a curated record. NCBI's taxonomy places the organism in Eukaryota, Fungi, Ascomycota, Sordariomycetes, Hypocreales, Nectriaceae.